Molecule: messenger RNA, 915 nt
Organism: Cladocopium goreaui
Lineage: Eukaryota; Dinophyceae; Suessiales; Symbiodiniaceae
Source: the annotation of a GenBank genome assembly
AUGACCCACACGGAAGAGCAAAGGCAGAGGCAUGCGCCGACCCUGCCGCCAAUGCUUGAGGUUGACAUCGGUGAUGCGGUUGCUUUCCGACAUAAGCAGAAGUGGGAACUUGGAUGGAUAACCAGUGUUUGGCGCACCUUUGCUGCCAAAUCUGGAGGCGGGCAGCUUGUCGCAAGAGCGCUUGCGCGUGGCAACUUGCAUGCGGCUCGGGUUGUGUGUGCGUCUCUGGACUCAAGCGAUGACAAGGUCUACAGGUGCUCUCGUGAGUCUCCAAGUUUCAUCAUUUCAUACGAAUGCCUUGGCCUGAAGAUGAACGCCGAUGUCACGAAAGGUGUUGACGGUAUCAAGAUGAAACUUGAUGAGGCCAGUGCUCGUGCGAUGGUGGACCUCAGUGAGAGCCCGCCAGAGGAUCAUGACAAGAUGGUGAAGAAGUCCCAACCGGUGAAGCGAGGCAAGAAGUACAUCCCUCCUACAACAGAGAACUUCAAGCGAAGCAAGAAAGGGUUUCAGCUCAUGGUUCAAGAGUUGCGAAAGGCAUUGGAAGAUCAGGCAAAACGAAUGCCAUCCAAGUCCCUUCUCAACACCGACAAGACGAAGGUCGCUUACAAGCACCAGUCCCAGAAGGGAACCAUCGACAUGCGAACUCUGUUGAAGAAAGCCCCCCUUUUUUGGACGCCUUCUUCGUUGGCACGCGCAAACGAACAGAGUUUGCCAUCAAGGUGCAGGGCUGGUACCAGACCAUCUUCAAGGGCAUUGAAGAGUACAAGGCCGAGCCGCUGCAUGAGAUGGUGGCACUCAUCUCCAUGUUCCAACCAGCUGCUCUGCAUACCUAUGUGCCGGACGAUGAUGCCGAAGAUGAAGAGGAUGCGCAGGACGAAGACGAUGCCGAAGAGGGGGAGGAUUUCUGAGAAUUAG